Molecule: messenger RNA, 1770 nt
Organism: Patella vulgata (common limpet)
Lineage: Eukaryota; Metazoa; Mollusca; Gastropoda; Patellidae
Product: acetylcholine receptor subunit alpha-L1-like
Exons: 3
Coding region: 118-1326 (402 amino acids)
Biological process (GO): chemical synaptic transmission; signal transduction; regulation of membrane potential
Cellular component (GO): membrane; neuron projection; synapse
Molecular function (GO): extracellular ligand-gated monoatomic ion channel activity; transmembrane signaling receptor activity; neurotransmitter receptor activity
Source: RefSeq, a predicted model, not a curated record
UAGUAGGGGGAACUCCGGACUUCUCCGUUUAAUUCAUUAUUGCGACCCAUGCAUAAACACUUUCGACGGUAAUUAGGAAAAGACGUUUGAAUACCAAAACCCCGAAUCUUAAGUAUAAUGAAAUUAACCAAUUUUAUUUUGGUGGCAUGUGUGGCCUUAAUUUUGUCAAUGCACAUGCACUCGUCAGAAGGAGCCACAGAUGAAGAUGUUGAAAGAUUAUUUCAAGAGAAAGUAAAGAAAGGUAACAGUAAAAUCAGACCACUGAAGAAUCAAUCAGAGAUAGUUGAUGUAGAAAUGACUCUCUUCAUGGUAGCUAUAUUGGAUGUAAACGAAGUACAGCAAUCAGUUGAAGCUACAAUUUGGAUGAAGGUACGCUGGAAGAAUGAAUUACUGGUGUGGGAUCCCAAUGAUUAUGGCAACCUCACUUUGAUUUACCCACCAGAGGAAAAUAUAUGGAAACCGGAUUUGGCCAUAAGUAAUGGAUAUAAUGAAUUAACGCCCGUUGGUAUAGAUUUCGUUCUCUUGAAGUCGUGCCAUAACGGCCAAACCUUGUGGACCCCAGGCCAAAAGGUUCACUUCCUGUGUAAGAUUGAUGUAUCCAAGUUCCCAUUCGAUACACAAACAUGCUUUAUGGAAUUUUUCAACUGGGCCGGGACUAAAGAGGAGACAUCAUUGAAAUACCGUGAACUAGAAUUUGAAUUGCCAAAUGGUUAUGUUGCCUACCCCAACUCGGAAUGGACAGUAAUAGAGAGACGAUCUGUGAAGGACUCUCAGAAUGAGUAUGAAAUGAUUAGAGUUACUGUUGUAUUAAAAAGGAAAUCUCUUAGCCUGGUGUUGACAGUGUUAUUACCAGUUAUUCUUCUGGUAUUCCUCAAUGUAUUCGUGUUCCUUCUACCAACUGAAUCUGGUGAAAAACUGUCUUUUUCUGUCACGGUUCUUCUUUCGCAAGCUGUUUUCCUCAGCUUUAUAUCCGGUCUUAUGCCCCAGACAUCCGACACCAUUUCCGGCCUCUCCAUUUAUAUUUCAGCCCAGCUGGUUCUCAGUUCCUUGUAUGUUUUGAUUACCUGCUGUACGUUAAGGAUAUACCAUAGGGAUACUAACAAAUGUCCGUUACCACGCUGGUUCCUUAAAAUUCUUUGCCUCCCCAUUCAUUCGGACAACUGUGUUUAUCCAGUCAAAGAAAACGAUGGUAAAUUAGAGACCACAGCUGACAGGGUGACGGGGAGCCACAUUAGUCUAAGAUUGGAUAGAAUUUGCUUUUGGUUUUUCUUAGUUAUUGUGUUUUUGAUGACUGCCAUAUUUCUUAUGGAUGGUAUAUAUUGUUAAUAAAUGCCCCACAUUUAACCAGCUAUAAAUAAAAACAACAUUAGACCCAAAAACUGUCAACCUUAUUUAAUAUUAUUAUCUUUAUUUUUUUUCGUCUAUAUAGUUCUGCUUGUGUACAUUGCUUGAGAUAAGCAUAAUAUUCAGAACGUUAUAAUUACAGACGUGAGCCUGACUUACUACAUGUUCGUUCAUUGGUGGUUUACGGUAGACAAUAAAGUAACGAUGCGUAGAUAAACACAAAAAAUGAUUCAGAUGCGAAGUAAAUAUUUCCGUUAAUACAAUCCGGAAUAUUUAACGAAAGAAAACGAACUGAAACACAAAUAAUUUUAAUCAGAUUGAGAAAUUAAAAAUGUGAUAUGUAUUAGGUCGGUGGCAUUAUAUCAGGUAUAAUAUUUGCACACUUUCUUUUUUCUGUGUUUGUUGAUUGCGAGUAAAAUAGAUUUG